Molecule: messenger RNA, 6920 nt
Organism: Clupea harengus (Atlantic herring)
Lineage: Eukaryota; Metazoa; Chordata; Actinopteri; Clupeiformes; Clupeidae
Gene: mdc1
Product: mediator of DNA damage checkpoint 1
Cellular component (GO): nucleus
Molecular function (GO): protein binding
Source: RefSeq, a predicted model, not a curated record
UUUGUUGAUGUUUGCAUGGAUCUAUUUCCUAUGUGGCUACCAGACAUUCCUUGUAAUGCCUCAAGGAGGAAGAGGAAUGAUGGAUGCAACACAGGUGAUCCAGGAUUUCCCCUAUGAUGAUGAAGAAGAAGAUGACAGCGGCGAUGAAGAGGAAACACUGCCAGUGGCUAAGCUGAAAGUUUUCACAAAUGAACAUGUCCCAGAGACUGAGUUGCUCCUUUACCCGGGAGAGAAUGUCCUGGGCCGUGAUGCUGCUUUCUGCACUGUGCCCUUACCUGCCCCAUCAAUGUCAAAGCGCCACGCCAUCAUUUCCAUCACUGUGUUUCGUUCGAAAGGACAAUGUGCCGAUGAAGCCAGAGAAGCACUUAUCUGGGAUAUGGGCAGCCUGAACGGCACCAGGAAAGGCCGUUUGAAGCUAAAACCCCACGUGCGCUAUGCCCUGAGCGAGGGGGAUAAAGUGACUCUAGCCGAUCUGCCUUGCCAGUAUGUCCGUGUCGGACCAGCCGAAGGAAAGAACGGUGAGGUUAAAGCAGGGACACCAGACUGCCUUGUUAGAGAGAGGGGUGAGGAGACCCGCCUGCCUCAGGGUGAGAGUCACGAGGUAAAUCUGAGGACUGAUAUGGGCACAGAGGCUGACAGAGCAGUGGAAAGGGCAGUCAAUGGGGAGAGGGGUUUUCUGACACCCAGAAGUGAACAGGGUGCUGCCAAACCAAGACGCAGCCAAGUGAUGCCCCCAGUGCCGGAGCAGAAGGACCAAACCCCUGUCCCUCUGGUGCCUGAAUCUGACUCGGAGUCCGAUGGAGAGAAAGAGGGACGGAGGCCGAGAGCAGCCAAAUGUCUAGUGUCUUCGGAUUCAGAUUCUCCCAGGCUGCCCCAGCCCGCUUGCUCAACAUUCCAGAGUCCGUCAGGUGCUGCUUACAUUCCAGAGAGCCCUUCUUCCUCUGUGAGGGGGAGAGCGAACGAGACAGUGAGCUCAGGAGAAUCUAUCUGGACUGACAGGAGCACUGGGGCAGCACCGAUAAAGCCCAGGCCAGACCCUCUGGAGUUUAACAUGGACAGUGACACUGAUGUGGAGGGAGACGAGGAAAACGGGCAGACGAAGAGCCCACCAGAAGCUGUGAAUGAAGAGGCCAGUGCGAAGUUGGUGUCGGGAAUACCCAUCGCACCUGCCACCAACCUUCCGGACUUUUAUAUGGACAGUGAUACUGACGCUGAGGGAGAUGACCAUGAGACAUCAGCCACUAAUUCUACAAAGGCUUCAGUCAGUGGAGUGAGUGAGAAGCCACUAAGUCCUGCUACUGAUGCUGCUGCUGCUGCUGAUGCUGCUGCUGCUGCUGCUGCUGCUGCUGCUGCACCAGCUUGCCUGGUCACAAGCAGUGAUGUUACCGAAUCCAGGCCAGCAAAUGUGGCCUCAUCAGAAUUCCACAUGGACAGUGACACGGAUAUGGAAGAGGAGGGGGAGGUUCCACAAGCAGAUGUCAGCGCUGCAGGUCCCUCCACGGCUUUGGUCAAGCCAGAGAAACGUCAGGUCCAUGACCACUCUGAUUCAGCAGACACCACAGACGAGGAUCCGUUCAAGUCUGACAAUAGCAAAAACACAGAGGCUUGCGCCAGCCAACAACCUAAACCUUCGCCUGCCUUAGAGAUCCAGGCUGAUAGUGACACAGAUGUGGAGGAUGAGAAUGUGAGGCAGCUAGUGGUCCCCUCUGAAACAUUAGGCUCCCCACAUCCGCCUGGACUCCAGCCCACUCCUGAGGCGACCCACGGUGCCCCAGACCCCACAGCUGGAGCUGCAGAGUCAGACCAGGACACAGAUGUAGAGGAGGGGGCUGCAGGCUCUGUAGGGGGGAAGCAGGAGGUUGCACCAGCAAACCCAGAUGAUUUCAACAUGGACAGCGAUACUGAUGUGGAAGAGGAGCCCAAAGAGGUCCCCGGUCCUUGGAAGGCUGGGUCGAGGGCCUCUACAGCUGGAAUCCAGUCCUCUACCCCAGUUGGAGCAGGCCUGCAACUAGAGGAGAUGGAGACCCAGCUCUUCCUCAGUCCAUCAGAUCACUUUACACGCCCCAUUGGCCGUCCACCCUUCAACCCAGUCGUGACCUCUGAAGACAGUCCAGAUGAUGACUUUGUCCCAGAAACCCAGUCCUUUGUGACUGAGCCUGAGGGUUGCGGCGCGGCCGGAGUGAGCGCUCUUGAUGAGACGGCUCAGGAGGAGACGCAGCACUUCUGCACAGGCAGCCUCACGGAGAGAUCCACACGGCUCCGGCUCAGCCUGACGGACCGUCUACAUCAGCUGGGCACAGAAAGCACUCAGGCUUACACUCUGCCCAAGAUCAGGGAUUCUGACGAAGAGGAGGACGGCGACCUGGAAGCCACCCAGGACUACGGAGCUCUGCAGGCUACACAAGCCUUCGCCCGAGAGACGGUGAAAGAUGAAGAGGAGGCCCUUGUAGACAGUGCCACUGCAGAAACUCAGGCCUUCUUCAUAACUACAGGAAGGAGCUCUGAGAGUGUUGAAGCCAUGCCCCCGGCUCAGAGGGAUGUAUUGCAGGGGUUGGCAGGGCCAGAGGCGGAGGUGGCCACCCAGCUGAUGGAGUCUGACGUCUACUCCCAUACCUCCACUGCUGACACCGUUAUCCUACAGCGAAGCCAGAAGCUGGGGGGUGAAGAGACUGGAAGAAUGUCUGACGCAACUUCACCUGACCUGGUAGGUAACGCUACCACCAGUGAAGCCAAACAAGGAAAUGUACCUGCUGCAGAAUUCUACAUGGACAGUGACACAGAUGUGGAUGAGGAGAAAGAUGAUUGCUUGAAGGAGGUGCAGGCAGAAUCGAACUCCCCACGGCCCACAACUACGCAGAUCAAGGCCACGGAAAUCCAGCUCCACAGUGACUCAGACUCUGCAGACACCUGUGAUGAUGAUGAUGAUGAUCCAUACAAGCCUGGCACGAGCACAACCACUGUGACCUCCACAGGUGGCGCUAACAACUCCUGUGCUGAAACCCAACCCAUGUCUACCAUUGAUGAUGAUGAGGAGGAGGAGGAAGAACCAAAGGUAGCACCUGCUAAAAGAAAAGGCAGGGCACGCAGAGGGCUAUGGCAUCAUGGUAGCCAACCUUAUGGGACACUUCUCAUUGCUGAAACCCAGCCCAUUGCCAUGAAUGAUGAUGAUGAAGAUGAAGCAUCAAAACCUGCAUCCCCCAAAAGAAGGGGGAGGUCAUGCAGAGGGAAGGGGAGGCAGGCGGGAGACGAGAGUGAGCCCUCUGAGUUGGCUUCUAGCUCCUGCCUCUCUACUGCUCAGACUCAGCCCAUGGCCAAUCUGGAGGAGGACGAGGAGGAGGAACUGAAGCCAGCCGGCCCCAUAAGGAAAGGAAGGAUGCGCAGAGGCAGAGGGGCUCAGGUGGAGGAUGGGACAGAGCGUGCUGAGACUCAGCUCAGCUCCUACCUCUCUGUAGCUGAAACUCAGCCCAUUGCCAUGAAUGAUGAUGAUGAUGAGGACGAUGAUGAUAACAAAGCUGAACCAUCAAAACCUGCAUCCCCCAAAAGAAGGGAGAGGUCAUGCAGAGGGAAGGGGAGGCAGGCGGGAGACGAGAGUGAGCCCUCUGAGUUGGCUUCUAGCGCCUGCCUCUCUACUGCUCAGACUCAGCCCAUGGCCAAUCUGGAUGAGGACGAGGAGGAGGAACCGAAGCCAGCCGGCCCCAUAAGGAAAGGAAGGAUGCGCAGAGGCAGAGGGGCUCAGGUGGAGGAUGGGACAGAGCGUGCUGAGACUCAGCUCAGCUCCUGCCUCUCUGUAGCUGAAACUCAGCCCAUAUCUGCCUCUGCUGAUGAGGAGGGUUGUGGCGAGGGGGAACCAAGACCUGCGUCCUCCAAAGGGAAGGGGAAGCAGCAGGAGGAAGGAGAGAGUGAGCCUGCUGAGAUGCCUUCAAGCACUCAUCUGUCCACUGCUGAAACACAGCCCAUGACCAUAAAUCAGGAGGAGGAGGAGGAGGAGGAGGAUGGGCAGCCAGGCUCUUCCUCAUCCAGAGUGAAAACACGUAGGGCAGGGAAAGAACCUGUUGUCGCAAGAAGCACCAGAGGCAGAGGAAAAGCAGAGGAAGAGAGGCAGGGAGAAGAGAUAGAUGAGGGAACGAGUGUAGAGCUGAAGAGGCAGACCAGGAGCAAGACUCCUGCAGGGAAGAAAGGAGGGCAGAAGAGAGGAGAGGAGGAUACUGAAGAAAAACCUGUUCAGGAGAUCAGGAGGGGCAGAGGAAGGAAGAGUGUGGUGCAACAGAGAGGAGAGCAAGAAGAGCUCGAGAGGUUGGAGAGAGAGAAAGAACAGCAGGAGAAAAAAAGGAUAGAAGGGGAGCAGAAAGAACAGGAAAAAAAACUUGAAAGAGAAGAGGGGGAAAGACUUGAAAAAGAAGAAAGAGAAAGAUUAGAGAGGGAGCAGAGACAGAAAGAGGAGAGGGAGAAAAAAGAGGCUGAGGAGAGUGAGACGCUAGAGAAGGAGAGGAUUGAAAAAGAAAGAAAAGAAGAAAAGGAAAGGGAAAUACUGGAGAGGGAGAAGAGAGAGAAAGAGGAGAGGGAGGAAAAAGAAGCCGAGGAGAACGAGAGGCUACAGAAGGAACGUGCAGCUCUGGCGCCCCCCAGUGGGCAGGGGGAGCCAAAGCUUCCCAGUGAUGACUGCCCUGCCAGGAGGACUCGCUCACGCUCCAGCUCCUCCAACUCUGUCAGCUCCGAAAGAUCCACGUCCAGCGUGCGCAGCAGCACCAGCAGGCAGGAGACGCCAGAACCACACAACUCCAGACGCUCCUCCCGACGACCUUCUAGAGCUCCCCCUGGUGGAGAAGAGCCGCCAACACUGGGGGAUGGUUCAAGUGAGUCACUGUCUGGAAGAAAAUCUCGAAGACCAUCUACCUCCAGUAACUCGGUGUGCUCUGAAGUGUCUGAAGCAGUCAGUGUAGCAAGUCAAAAUAAGGGACGAGGGAGAGGUAGAGGUAGAGGUAGGAAGAGUCUGAGGGGGAAAGACCCAGGAGCAGAGGCAGAACCUGAACCAGCACCAUCAGAACCUCAAGUUGAGGAAGCUUCAGCCACCAAGACCUCAGGACAAGGACGCAGAGGCCGUAAGACGGGGGCUGCAGAUGAGGUGACUGACAGUGGGUCCACCCAGGCCAAAAGUGCGAACAUCCCCGCUAAAGAGGAAGUUGGUCCUGCUUCAAGAGGCAGAAGGGGAGUCAAGUCAUCCAAGCUAGACUCAGGAGCCACAGGGGAGGGAAGUCAAACUGCAGCACUUGAGGGCAGCUCGAACGGAGAUUCCAUCCAUCAGAAAACAAACAGCAGAGUUCGAGGCAGGGGUCAGAAGGCUGGCCCUCCCAGCCAGAGCACUUCAGCAGAGGAGGACAGCGAAAGUAUAGAUGUCAAGAGCACUGAUGUUUCUAUGGCAACCAGUCAAGGCAGAGGUAAGAAGAGGGGUUCCUUCAAGACUGAAGAACUUGAUGAGACUGAGGAGAUCCGUUUCAAGAUUCCUCGCUCAAAGGGCAAAGCCCCAAAGGGACAGAAGAAAACAGAGGAUGAGAAUAAUGUUGGAGCGGGGGAGCCAGAGAAGAAAGAUGAGGAGGUGGCCCCUGGCCCGGUUCAGAAGAAGGGAAGAGGUCGGCAGAAAAAGACAGAAGUGAAAGAGGAGGUGGAAGAGAGUGAGGUGUCAGCAACAGCAUCCACUUCUAGCACCAUGGAGCAACAAAAGGAAUCUGAGCCUGAGGACUCCUCAGAGAAUAGAUCCAGGAAGCGUGAUGCUGCCGCUUCUGAGUCGCCCACUCCGGCCAAGUCCGCCCGACGCUCUGUGAGCACCUCACGCCAGGCAUACAAGGUGCUGUUCACUGGGGUGACCGAUGAGUCGGGGGAGGCUGUAGUGACCCGUUUAGGGGGCAGCAUUGCGAAAGGCGUGAGUGAUAUGACACACCUGGUCACUGAUGCAGUGCGACGGACUGUCAAGUUCAUGUGUGCAGUGGCCAGAGGGGUGCCUAUCGUCACACCCGAUUGGCUGAAGAAGUGUGGAAGGGCUGGGAGCUUUCUGCCCCCUGGAGAGUUCCUGGUGAAGGACGUGGAGCAGGAGAGGAAGUUUAACUUCCGUCUGAUGGAGUCUCUGAGUGUGGCCUGCAGUCAGCCCCUCCUACAGGGUUAUGAGAUUCACGUGACUCGGUCAGUGAAGCCCGAGCCAACACAGAUGAAGGACAUCAUCACCAGCUCUGGGGCUCGCUACCUUCCCAGAAUGCCCUCUGUCAACAAGCCCCAGACAGUGGUGGUGUCGUGUACGGACGACGCGGCCCUCUGCUGCCCGGCUGUGGCGGCCUGCGUGCCCGUGGUCACCUCUGAGUUCCUCCUGACGGGCAUCCUCCAGCAGCGGGCCGACGUGGUUGCCCACGCCCUCGCCAUCCCUCAGGCGCCUGCCAGGGGGAGAAAGAAGACAUAACUGGCUGGAAUCAAAGACAAUCAAAGGCUGGUGCUGUGUUCACUGGCAGGGCAGCAGAACCUCCCGUGGUGGAAGUGAGUCACGUGAAGAGAUUGCCCCCAAACCACCCUCCGGGGUCUUCAGACAAGAGGGAAGGUACCUUUACCGGACCUGUUCCUUUGGCUGCUUUCACUGGUUUCAGCAUCAGAGUCUGCCCUGCUGGGAUGUGCUCAGUGCUGCUUGGAUCUCUGGAAUGUAUGGCGUCAUCUGUAUUAUCUAUUUAGAUGACAUGUAGUCAGGAUGUUUUUUAAUGAUUGAAUUGCCUGUGCCUGUUGAUUGAACUCAAACUGGAAAGGUUUCUGCACUUUCACAGACAAAAAUUCACACAAAUUAAGAUUAAAUUGCUGUUGUUAUAAUAGAUGUUAGCAUUCUUAUAUUACCCCGUAAUGCCUUCAACAAGGGGGUCACGUAUCAAUAAAAAAAAAUAUUUUGCAGA